UCUAAGGAUUGCCUUUAUGUUGUCUUGCUCUAUUUGAUGUACAGUCCUCUUAACUGAAGAACAUAAUGUGCAUGCUCCUAAGCAGAACAUUGCAAUUUUAACACUUUUUGGAGACUGCUGUGGCUCUAGAGCUGUGACUCUACUUUCACGUGAUUUUUUUUUUUUUUCCCUUUGUUUAACCAAAUCUUUAAUGUCUACCAAAAAAAAAGUGAAGUGUGAUUGGUGCAGAUCACCACUGUGGGUUUUCAUGGCUGGGUUCUUUUAGUCAUUUCCUGCGAGCUCGGUGCAGAGCUGCGACAAUGCAGGAAGCAGCAGCAGGCAUAGUGAGGCUCAGCGUGGCGUUGGAGAGCAGCUUGCUGUAGGUGCGGACUUGUCCUCCUUGCUGAGAUGUAGGAAUUGCUGGGAUUGAUGCUCAGGCUCUUCAUGAAGAACCUCUGUUGUCCUUUGGUCGCGGCAGCGAAGAUGAUUUGGGCAUGAAAACUCUGAGCCAGGAACUACAGCUAUGUGACUUCUGAGUGAUGAGAGAUGUAAGUUGAAAUCUGGAAUUCAAGAGCUGGAAGAUGAGUGCUUUUAAAAAGUAUUACAGUCUCUCUCCCAGGGCCUUUAGGAGGUCUUUAUCAGAACAAGAUGCUGGCACUGCUGCCUUGAAGGACUAUCAUUGGCACCACCGAAUGAGAAGCAAGAAAAUGAGCAAACAAAUGGUUUUGGACCCAGAGAAAGCGCUCGGAGCCUACAGGUGGCAAACUCAUCCUCGUCUUCCCUGGAGGAUAAGCAAAAGAGCGCGCUCUUGCAGCCUUAGAGGGGAAGGUAACGAUUCGAGUCUUGUCAAAAGUUCUGUGAGCAUGGAUGCUACCAGCACCGAAGAUCUCCAACAAGAUUCAACAGAGAUGCUUUUCCAGACAAGGACCAGAUCGCCGCGGGUUCCCUUCAACCGCUCUCUGUCUGAACCUGUGCCGCAGUCUGCAAGCAGGAAUGCCAAGCCCUUUCUGCAGGCGGUGCGCUCCGUGGAUUGUGAGCAGCAUGGCUAUUUUGUCCGUGGCAUCUUCUCAACUCUCUCAAGUGGCUUUUCAAAGAUAAUAAAUCGAAGAGGGGAGCAGUCCCCCAGUGAGCUACUGGAGUGGAAAACAGGCGAUAGUCAAAUAGACACAUGCACAGAUGUAAAAGGACCACCUACACACAGGCUGUCCUGCGGCCAGUCCCCCUACACCGAAACAACGACAUGGGAGAGGAAGUACUGCAUCCUGACUGACAGCCAGCUGGUGCUGCUCAACAGGGAGAAGGAGGUGCCCACCGAGGGGUUGCAGGAACCUCAGGAUGCCACCAAAGGCCGCUGCCUGCGCCGCACGGUGAGCGUGCCCUCCGAGGGCCAAUUCCCUGAGUACCCACCAGAUGGGGCCUCCAAGCUGGAGGUCCCAGCAGAGAGAUCUCCUCGCAGACGGAGCAUCUCCGGGACCAGCACAUCUGAGAAAACCAACUCCAUGGAUGCUGCAAAUACCUCUCCUUUCAAAGUAUCGGGCUUCUUCAGUAAACGUCUGAAAGGGUCCAUCAAGAGGACAAAGAGUCAGUCAAAGCUGGACAGGAACACAAGUUUCCGCCUCCCAUCACUCCGCAAUGCUGAUGACAGAUCACGUGGGCUGCCGAAGCUGAAGGAGUCCCGCUCCCAUGAGUCCCUGCUGAGCCCCGGCAGCGCAGUGGAGGCCCUGGACCUUGGGGCAGAAGAAAAGGUCUUUGUAAAGCCCCUGCACAGCAGUAUCCUUGGACAGGACUUCUGCUUUGAGGUAACCUACUCCAGCGGCAGUAAAUGCUUCAGCUGUUCCUCUGCUGCAGAGAGGGAUAAGUGGAUGGAAAACCUACGCAGAACCGUGCAGCCAAAUAAGGACAACUGCCGCCGAGCUGAAAAUGUGCUCCGUCUCUGGAUCAUUGAGGCAAAGGACCUGGCCCCCAAGAAGAAAUACUUCUGUGAGCUGUGCCUUGAUGACACUCUCUUUGCCCGCACCACCAGCAAAACGAAAGCAGAUAACAUUUUCUGGGGAGAGCACUUUGAGUUCUACGGUCUCCCAGCUCUUCACAGCAUCACGGUUCACAUCUACAAGGAUGUGGAGAAGAAAAAGAAAAAGGACAAAAACAAUUACGUCGGCUUGGUCAACAUUCCCAUGGCCACUGUAACGGGUCGCCAGUUUGUGGAAAAAUGGUACCCAGUCAGCACACCUACACCCAACAAAGGGAAAUCAGGAGGACCUUCCAUUCGCAUCAAGUCGCGUUAUCAGACCAUCACCAUCUUACCCAUGGAGCAAUACAAGGAGUUUGCAGAGUUUGUUACCAGCAACUACACGAUGCUGUGCUCCGUGCUGGAGCCAGUCAUCAGUGUAAGGAAUAAGGAAGAGAUGGCUUGUGCAAUGGUGCAUAUUCUUCAGAGCACGGGGAGAGCUAAGGACUUCUUAACGGAUCUGGUGAUGUCUGAGGUAGAUCGCUGUGGGGAGCACGACGUCUUGAUCUUCAGGGAGAACACGCUUGCUACCAAAGCUAUUGAGGAAUACCUGAAGUUGGUAGGGCAGAAGUAUCUCCACGAUGCGUUAGGGGAGUUUAUCAAGGCUUUGUAUGAGUCAGAUGAAAACUGUGAAGUGGAUCCCAGCAAAUGUUCAUCCAGUGAAUUAACAGACCAUCAGAGCAACCUGAAAAUGUGUUGUGAGCUGGCCUUCUGCAAGAUUAUCAAUUCCUACUGCGUGUUCCCUCGUGAGCUGAAGGAGGUGUUUGCAUCUUGGAAGCAGCAGUGCCUGAGCAGGGGCAAGCAGGACAUCAGCGAGCGGCUGAUCAGUGCCUCCCUGUUCCUCCGCUUCCUGUGCCCCGCCAUCAUGUCCCCCAGCCUCUUCAGCCUCAUGCAGGAGUAUCCCGACGACCGGACAUCGCGAACGCUCACACUUAUUGCUAAAGUCAUUCAGAAUCUCGCCAAUUUUGCUAAGUUCGGUAACAAGGAAGAGUACAUGGCUUUCAUGAACGACUUUCUGGAACAUGAGUGGGGGGGAAUGAAGCGAUUUCUCCUGGAGAUCUCUAAUCCAGAUACCAUCUCAAACAUGCCUGGAUUUGAGGGCUAUAUCGACCUGGGCAGAGAGCUCUCAGUUUUGCAUUCCCUCUUAUGGGAGGUUGUGUCCCAACUUGAUAAGGGUGAAAAUUCCUUCCUACAGGCGACCGUGGCAAAACUGGGACCUCUUCCUCGUAUUCUUGCUGACAUCACCAAAUCAAUGACCAACCCUACGCCAAUACAGCAGCAGCUGAGGCGUUUCACUGAGCACAGCUCUAGUCCAAACGUCAGUGGCAGUCUCUCCUCAGGGCUUCAGAAGAUAUUCGAGGACCCCACUGAUGGUGACUUACAUAAACUGAAGUCUCCAACCCAGGAAAACAUAGAUGGAUAUUUCAGGGGCAAGACCUUGCUGUUGGUUCAGCAGGCGUCCACCCAGAGCAUGACUUACUCGGAUAAGGAUGAAAGAGAGAGCAUCUUGCCCAACGGACGUAGCAUCUCCCUCAUGGACCUGCAGGAUCCCCACACCGCUCACAGCGACCACGCUUCCAUGAUGCACGACGUGCCUUUGCGCUUGGCAGGCAGCCAGCUCUCCAUCACCCAAGUGGCAAACAUCAAGCAGCUGUGGGAGACUCAGAGCACGCCCCAAAGCGCUCCCCAGGUGAGGAGGCCGCUGCACCCAGCUUUGAACCAGCAGGGCAGCCUCCAGCCUCUGUCAUUCCAGAACCCGGUGUACCACCUCAACAACCCACCCGCGCCCAUGCCCAAGGCCUCCGUGGACUCCAGCUUGGAGAACCUGAGCACCGCCAGCUCCCGGAGCCGAAGCAACAGUGAAGACUUCAAGCUCAGCGGGCCCAGCAACAGCAGCAUGGAGGACUUCACCAAGCGCAGCACGCAGAGCGAGGACUUCUCUAGGCGGCACACGGUCCCAGAUAAGCACGUCCCCAUCGCCUUGCCCCGCCAGAACAGCAGCAGCCAGGCGCAGAUCCGCAAAAUGGACCAGGCUGGCUUAGGGGCCAGGGCCAAAGCGCCGCAGUCGCUGCCGCACAGCGCGUCCCUGCGCAGCACGGGCAGCAUGUCGGCCGUGUCGGGGGCUGUGGUGACUGAGCCCGUCCAGAACGGCAGCCGCUCCCGGCAGCAGUCCUCAUCCUCUAGGGAGAGCCCUGUCCCGAAGGUGAGGGCCAUUCAGAGGCAGCAAACACAGCAGGUCCAGUCGCCUGUGGACUCGGCCACAAUGUCACCAGUGGAAAGGACAGCAGCGUGGGUCCUCAAUAACGGGCAGUACGAGGAAGUGGAGGAAGACACGGAGCAGAACCCAGAUGAAGCCAAGCAUGCCGAGAAGUAUGAACAAGAGAUAGCAAAGCUGAAGGAACGCUUGAAAGUGUCGAGCCGCCGGCUGGAGGAGUACGAGCGGCGGCUCCUGGUGCAGGAGCAGCAAAUGCAGAAGCUGCUGAUGGAGUACAAGUCCAGGCUGGAGGACAGCGAGGAGAGACUGCGCAGGCAACAGGAGGAGAAGGACAGCCAGAUGAAAAGCAUUAUCAGCAGGCUCAUGGCAGUUGAAGAGGAACUGAAGAAAGAUCAUGCAGAGAUGCAAGCUGUCAUCGAUGCAAAGCAGAAAAUUAUUGAUGCACAGGUCAUUAAUGGGAAUGAGAUAAUUCAAACAGGAGAAGCGGAUCGUGUCCCUGGACUCUGCCAACACGCGGCUGAUGAGUGCCCUGACGCAGGUGAAGGAGCGCUACAGCAUGCAAGUCCGCAAUGGCAUCUCCCCCACCAACCCCACCAAGCUUUCCAUCACGGAGAAUGGUGAAUUCAAAAACAGCAGCUGCUAACUGGGCACACGCUGCCGGCCAUCUUCCCAGGAGAAGGGCACGAGGGAGCGGACUCGAGAAACUCCACCGACGGCCCCUCUUCCCCGCCAGGUUUACAUGUUGCUGCUAAUAAAAAGAAAAUAAGAACGAACUCUGAACGGUGGGCUUUAAUUCCCCACUCGAGGCCAGGAGAAUCAGGCUCCCGAGAACAAGUCCUUCCAUAUCACUGUGUAAAUAGGGGGAGCUCUGGGUCAUGUACAGAAAACGCCAAUGUAAAAUACCAAAAGGAAGUGAAUACUGUAGAUUUUUUUUAAUUAUUGCUAUUUUUAUUAUUUUUUUUUUCCCUCUUGUUGAAAGCACUGCAGUCCUUGGAGAAGGAAGAGGGGAGUGUGAGUGCAUGUGUGUUGUGGGUGAGAGAGCUGAGCUGUGGGUUACAUUAGAUAGCAGCUGUAUAUAUCAGGCUGACUGAUGCAAGUGCAUGAAUGGAGUGAAAUAGCAGUGAAAUGAAUUCUGUAACAAAACUCAUCCUCUGAUUUUAUCCCUCUCUUCUCUAGUUGUCCUUCAUCCGAAUGCCAACUCAAUAGCAAAUGUUUUAGCAAGAAAAUUGGCUCUUGCUGGCUACUGUACCUGCUUUUGGUGGGGUUCCAGCAAAAACCAAAAUUCUGAACAAGGUAAAAUCUAGGGGCAGUGAUGUUGUCUCCUUGCAUUUGUACAGUCAAGCUUCCCAGCAAACAGACAGAGGGAAUCUGCAGUUUUCAAGGUAGGAUUCUUUUUACCCUCGUUGUAAUGCAAUUUGUAUUUUCUGUUUUGGGAAUUCACAGACCUGUAAAUACUUUUUUUUUUUUUUUUUUUUUUUUUAAUUU
Molecule: messenger RNA, 5687 nt
Organism: Centrocercus urophasianus (Greater sage-grouse)
Lineage: Eukaryota; Metazoa; Chordata; Aves; Galliformes; Phasianidae
Gene: RASAL2
Product: RAS protein activator like 2
Exons: 19
Coding region: 561-4823 (1420 amino acids)
Biological process (GO): regulation of GTPase activity
Source: RefSeq, a predicted model, not a curated record